Sorex araneus (European shrew) is the source of this 6359-nucleotide messenger RNA. RefSeq names its product contactin associated protein 2 (gene CNTNAP2). The record is from RefSeq and is a predicted model, not a curated record. Bases 1 to 3921 code for a protein of 1306 amino acids. Lineage: Eukaryota; Metazoa; Chordata; Mammalia; Eulipotyphla; Soricidae. The transcript is spliced from 24 exons.
AUGUCGACCAAAAUCAUCGAAGAAAAAUGUGACGAGGCCCUCGUGUCCGGGCUCCCUCACGUGGCUUUCAGCAGCUCCUCCGCCAUGUCUGGGAGCUACUCACCGGGCUAUGCCAAGAUCAACAAGCGAGGCGGUGCGGGAGGAUGGUCUCCAUCAGACAGUGACCACUACCAGUGGCUUCAAGUAGACUUUGGAAACCGGAAGCAGAUCAGUGCCAUUGCAACCCAAGGAAGAUACAGCAGUUCCGACUGGGUGACGCAAUACCGCAUGCUCUACAGUGACACCGGGAGAAACUGGAAGCCUUACCACCAAGACGGAAAUAUCUGGGCGUUUCCUGGGAACACUAACUCCGACGGGGUGGUCCGGCACGAUUUACAGCACGCGGUGGUCGCCCGCUACGUGCGCAUGGUGCCUCUGGACUGGAACGGAGAGGGUCGCAUCGGGCUCCGAAUCGAAGUCUACGGCUGUUCUUACUGGGCUGACGUUAUCAACUUUGAUGGCCAUGUUGUGUUACCAUAUAGAUUCAGAAACAAAAAGAUGAAAACUCUGAAGGAUGUCAUUGCUUUGAAAUUUAAAACCUCGGAAAGUGAAGGGGUGCUCUUGCACGGAGAAGGGCAGCAGGGGGAUUACAUCACUCUGGAACUGAAAAAAGCCAAGCUGGUCUUCAGCUUAAACCUAGGAAGCAACCAGCUUGGCCCCAUUUAUGGGCACACGUCCGUGAUGACAGGAAGUCUGCUGGAUGAUCACCACUGGCACUCCGUGGUCAUCGAGCGCCAGGGACGAAGCAUCAACCUCACCCUGGACAGGAGCCUGCAGCAUUUCCGCACCAACGGGGAGUUCGACUACCUGGACUUGGACUAUGAGAUUACCUUCGGAGGCAUCCCUUUCUCUGGGAAGCCAAGUUCCAGCAGCAGGAAGAACUUCAAAGGUUGCAUGGAGAGCAUCAACUACAAUGGCAUCAACAUCACUGACCUGGCAAGAAGGAAGAAGCUGGAGCCCUCCAACGUGGGGAAUCUGAGUUUCUCCUGUGUGGAACCCUAUACAGUCCCCGUCUUUUUCAAUGCGACCAGUUACCUGGAGGUGCCAGGACGACUCAACCAGGACUUGUUUUCCGUGAGCUUCCAGUUCCGAACUUGGAAUCCCAACGGGCUCCUGCUUUUCAGUUACUUCGCUGAGAACUUAGGCAACGUGGAGAUCGACCUCACGGAAAGCAAAGUAGGCGUUCACAUCAACGUCACACAGAACAAGAUGAGCCAAACGGAUAUUUCGUCAGGUUCUGGGUUGAAUGAUGGACAGUGGCACGAGGUUCGAUUUCUAGCGAAGGAAAAUUUUGCUAUUCUCACCAUUGAUGGAGAUGAAGCAUCAGCAGUUCGAACGAACAGCCCUCUUCAAGUUAAAACUGGAGAAAGGUACUUCUUCGGAGGUGUCCCAAACCAGAUGAAUAAUUCCAGUCACGCUGUCCUUCAGCCUUCGUUUCAAGGGUGCAUGCAGCUCAUUCAAGUGGACGACCAACUUGUAAACUUGUAUGAAGUGGCACAAAGGAGGCCAGGAAGCUUUGCCAAUGUCAGCAUUGACAUGUGUGCCAUCAUCGACAGAUGUGUGCCCAAUCACUGCGAGCAUGGUGGGAAGUGCUCACAGACGUGGGACAGCUUCAAAUGCACGUGCGACGAGACGGGCUACAGUGGGUCCACCUGCCACAACUCUAUCUAUGAACCUUCCUGUGAAGCUUACAAGCACCUCGGCCAGACAUCAAAUUACUACUGGAUAGAUCCUGAUGGCAGCGGACCACUGGGACCUCUGAAAGUCUACUGCAACAUGACAGAGGACAAAGUGUGGACCAUCGUGUCUCAUGACCUGCAGAUGCAGACGACGGUGGUAGGCUACAACCCAGACAAGUACUCGGUGACCCAGCUGGUGUACAGCGCCUCCAUGGACCAGGUCAGCGCCAUCACCAGCAGCGCCGAGUACUGCGAGCAGUACAUCUCCUACUUCUGCAAGAUGUCCAGGUUGCUGAACACCCCAGACGGGAGCCCCUACACCUGGUGGGUCGGCAAGGCCAACGAGAAGCACUACUACUGGGGCGGUUCCGCGCCCGGGAUCCAGAAGUGCGCCUGCGGCAUCGAGCGUAACUGCACCGACCCCAGAUAUUACUGCAACUGUGACGCCGACUACAAGCAGUGGAGGAAAGACGCUGGAUUCUUAUCCUACAAAGAUCACCUGCCGGUGAACCAGGUGGUUGUUGGAGACACUAAUCGCCAGGGUUCAGAAGCCAAACUGAGCGUGGGGCCCCUGCGCUGCCAAGGAGACCGGAAUUACUGGAAUGCGGCCUCUUUCCCCAACCCGUCAUCUUACCUGCAUUUCUCUACCUUCCAAGGGGAAACCAGUGCUGACAUUUCUUUUUACUUCAAAACACUCAUCCCCAAAGGAGUCUUUCUUGAAAACCUAGGAAACACAGACUUCAUCAAAUUGGAGCUGAAAUCGGCCACGGAAGUGUCCUUCUCGUUUGACGUGGGCAAUGGUCCUGUGGAGAUCGUGGUGAGGGCGCCUUCCCCUCUUAACGAUGACCAGUGGCACCGGGUCACCGCCGAGAGGAACGUCAAGCAGGCCAGCCUGCAAGUGGACCGACUGCCCCAGAAGGUGCGAAAGGCUCCGACGGAAGGUCACACGCGCCUGGAACUCUACAGCCAGCUGUUCGUGGGUGGGGCCGGCGGCCAGCAGGGUUUCCUGGGCUGCAUCCGCUCCCUGCGCAUGAAUGGGGUCACGCUGGACCUAGAGGAGAGGGCCAAGGUCACGUCCGGCUUCAAAUCUGGCUGCUCGGGCCACUGCACCAGCUACGGCGCCAACUGUGAGAACGGAGGCAAAUGCAUCGAGAAGUACCACGGUUACUCCUGCGACUGCUCCCACACGGCUUACGACGGGACGUUUUGCAACAAAGACGUGGGCGCCUACUUCGAGGAGGGCAUGUGGCUCCGGUACAACUUCCAGACCCCCGGCGCCAGCGGGAAGGAGGCCAGCACGAGGUCCGAGGGCGGCCAGGAGCCGCCUGGCCCGUCCGCCGACCUGACGCACGAGGAGAUCAGCUUCAGCUUCAGCACCUCCAAGGCCCCCUGCGUGCUGCUCUACAUCAGCUCCCUCACCACGGACUUCGUGGCCGUGCUCGUCAAGCCCGCCGGAAGCUUGCAGAUCCGGUACAACCUGGGGGGCACCAGAGAGCCCUACAAUAUCGACGUCGACCACAGGAACAUGGCCAACGGGCAGCCUCACAGCGUCAACAUCACCCGCCAUGAGAAGACCGUCAUCUUCAAGCUGGACCAUUACCCCACCGUGACUUACCACCUGCCCAGCUCCUCCGACACCGUCUUCAACUCCCCCAAGUCGCUCUUCCUCGGGAGAGUGAUAGAAACGGGCAAGAUUGACCAGGAGAUCCACAAGUACAACACGCCAGGAUUCACCGGGUGCCUGUCCAGGGUCCAGUUCAACCACCUCGCGCCCCUCAAGGCGGCCCUGCGGCCAACCAACGCCUCGGCUCUGGUGCACGUCCAGGGCGAGCUGGUGGAGUCCAACUGCGGGGCGUCCCCGCUCACCCUCUCCCCGAUGUCGUCCGCCACCGACCCCUGGCACUUAGAUCACCUGGACUCAGCCAGUGCUGAUUUCCCGUACAACCCAGGACAAGGACAAGCCAUAAGGAAUGGCGUCAACAGGAACUCGGCCAUCAUCGGAGGCGUCAUCGCCGUGGUGAUCUUCACCAUCCUCUGCACCUUGGUCUUCCUCAUCCGGUACAUGUUCCGCCACAAGGGCACCUACCAUACCAACGAGGCCAAGGGGGCAGAGUCGGCAGAGAGCGCAGACGCCGCCAUCAUGAACAACGACCCCAACUUCACAGAGACCAUCGAUGAGAGCAAGAAGGAGUGGCUCAUCUGAGGGGCUGUGUGGCUGUGAGGUCCAGGCAGGGGGGUGUGAGGAGGGAGGUGGAGAGGGGGGAGACGCGCCCUGCUUUGUACACUCGAGCACAUCCGUCAACCACCGUCAGCACAAGUUAGGGGGAGGUAAGCGGCCGAAAGAAAGCUCUCGAGAAUGCACAGCACCAAAAAAAAAAAAAACAAAAAAAGGACAAAAAAAAAAGACUUUUUACUAUUUCUUUAUAGCUGAGUUUUCCCCUUCUGUAUCAAAAGAAAAUAAUACAAAAAACCGCUUUUAGAGUUUAAGCAAUGGUUGAAAUUUGUAGGUACUCUCUGUCUUAUUUUGUGUGUGUUUAGAGGUGUACUAAAACCCCAUGGCAAAGGGCAAGUUUUCUACAUUUUUAAGAGCCCUUAGGAUGUGGAUUGUUUUUAUUUUUGUUUUUGUUUUUCCCCUGAGAAAAACUGAGCACAUACAUAGGGCCUCCUGCAUUUCCUUCCAUUUGCUUCAUGUCGAAUCUAAACCGGCUACUGUAGUUACACUAGUGUGUGCUCCCAUCAGAUUUCUUUUUGUGUCCUAUACAUUAGGAAGGGAGAGAAAGGGGCAAAGAGAAUGUAUGGCUUGCUGAUGUUCGGAGACCUCAGUCUAGGCCAGUUCCGAGAAUUCCCACCUGCAGCAGGAGGGCCUGGUAGCAGGCGGCUCUUAACGAAGCCAUGUGAUCAGCACAAGAGAGAGACGCUUUGGGGGUCGGGGGGAGACAUUUCCUAGCAGGACCGUUGGUUCUAUUUUCACCUAAUCUCCGAGAGCAUGUCGUUCUGUGCGUGUAGUCUGAGAUCUACUCGAUGUCUAAACUCUCAGCUCCAAGACCACGGUGGCUGGCUGUUACAAAAGAGUCUUAACCGACCACGUCCCAGAUCACAUAGCCUCCAUGGGAAAUUAGAGCCAGCGGUUAGGAUUUCUUUGCUCUGUUUUCUUUUGUUUUGUUCUUUUAUGGUCGUAGCAAGAAAUGGACACUUCCUUGUGAGUGCAUCAAUUAGGUAAGCAUUUCUCAUUUUGCUUUGACUCUCGAGCUGUGACAAAAUCCUAGCCGGGUCCUUUGACUGGACACCUGCAUGAGAAGGCCAAGUUGUCUUUGCUCUUCUUCCUGCUCUCACUCUGGAAUCAAGUGGAAAACACUGCCAUAUUUUAAGUCAUCUUCGCCAUGAGUCGUCCCAUCUGAAGUAGACAUGCUGCCAUGAUUCAGGGAACUUCUACGGCAGGCACAUUGGAACCUCAAAUUCAUCAUCAACCUGGUAACUGACCGUUGCAACUCAGAGGACACGUCUCAGUUUAAUCAGGAAACAUGAUCCAGCUUGUUCCAACAAAUAACUCAUUGGUUUCAUUUAAUGAAAAAGAUUGUGUGUAAUUGCAUAGAACAAUGCUUCUAUUGGAGCAUUUCUUACCCCACCCCACCUCGUCCUCCCCUCCCCCCCCCGCCAGAAAAAAGAACUUUAAUUUUCAAAAGACACAAAAGCUCCUUCUGGAAUGACUACUGUUUAUGAUCAUGGUGGUUUAGGCUCUUAGAUCUAAUACGUACUUUUUUAAGAAAAAUUUUUAGAUUCCAACAUUUUGAGGAUAAAUAGGCCCAGUUUUUUCUUCUUCUCCCGGAAGUGGGGAUAAGAUGAGGUUUAAAGGGUCCUGGUGUUAAUGUCCUGAUAACCAGCCUCAGGAAAAUAGAAUUUCUAGUUUGUUAGAGCUAUCUCUACACACACUGCAAGAUAUUCCAUGGACCUAACUUAGUGGAGAAUCUCAAUUUCUUGAUCAAUGGAAAAUGUUCCCCGCACUGCCAAGGGUGGAUUCCAGCAGCAUCUGACACCUCCUGGGGGAGACAGACAGACCCUGGUUCUCUCUUCUCUUUCAACUCAGGAUAAAGAAAGGAAAACUAACUGUCAGGUUGCGAUCAGAGGUCUUGGUAAUUCUUCCAUAAGGUACAUGUGAAAAUAUUUAACAUGAGUGAAUAUCAAAACAACAUAGAAGUUACAGCCCAGAUGGUGAAAACAAAGGCUGCUUAUUUACCCAGUGACUACCUUGAUGGGUUCUUUGAUGUAUUAUAAGGAAAAACUCAUUUUAAACCUUCCUGGGGGUGUUUCUCUUUUUCAGAACCUGUCCUACAGGUUUGGUUGUCGGCUUUUGUUAUUGUUUUUGUUUCUUUUUUCUUCUUUUCAGUUUCCCCAAGAAUGCCAGGCAAGAAUGCCAGGCAGGAGUUUAUUUCUCUUGUUUCCCACAUAAUCUUGGUUCUUCCACUCUCAAUACUGUCCCUUUCUACCCCAAAGGAUUCAGGAGUUAAAGUAAUCAGAAAUGUUCAUCAAAUGUUCAAAAGAAAAUCCAACACUUCUCUUGCCAGAUUUUCAAAUGAGGAGCAUCAGAAUAGCCCGAGAGAGAGGGAGGGUUGAAGAUCUCCACCCUCUGGCCCACACAGGACA